GCUACAGCUGAUUGAGCCUAUUCCCUGCCCUUUUUAUGUCCCAACACCAUCUCUAGUCUUUUGAGGCACCAGCUUUCCUUUUCCUCUCUUGAAUCAUUCUACAUCUAACAUUCAAUAUCUCUGAGAUCUCUCUGUGAGUCCCUUAUCCUCUUCCCUACUCUCUCUCUCUCUCUCUCUCUCUCUCUCUCUCUUUUGUUCCAUGAGGAAUCCUUUAUCUUUUACUGUAUGGGAUCAAACCAAUCUUUUUUGGGCCUCAAAUUUGAUUUUGAAUUCAGCAUUGUGUACCUUCCCUGCAGCUUUUCUUCUGCAUUGAAAUAUUUAUCAUCUUGUGCUGCAGCUUUUCCUUUUCAUAAGUGGUGGUGGUGGGAAGUAUGUUGGAUGCUACAUUCUACUGCACAUCUUUUUAUUCUCUCCAUCUCUCUCUCUCUCUCUCUCUCUCUCUCUCUCUCUCUCUCUCUCUCUCUCUCUCUUUUCCUUUUCCCUCCAAAAUGGGCACUGCUUAAGUGAUCUUUUGGAAUGAGACAUUGGCUUCUUUUUGUUGCUUUUGUAAGAAACCAAUCAAUCACUCCAUUUAUGCUUUGUGAUUAAGUUGCAAUCUCCCCCCCCCUCCUCUCUCUCUCUUACUAUAGAGGCUCUCUUAAUGUGAGAGAAAGAAGAAAUUGCUCAACCUUUUUUGGCUUAUUAAUUGUUUCCAAAUUGUGAAUUGUUGGUUACCAAAAAUAGUAAGGAGCAGUAAUUUCUCUACUGUUUGGUGAAGCAGUAAAAGAGAGAGUGGAACUGAAACCUUAAAACAGAAUCAAGAAUCAUGGAUGGUUUUGAAGAGAGAUCAUCAAAACCAUGGAGUGGAGACCCAACUGUAUCAGAACCAGUAGAUAGGGAUGCUUCUUGGAAGGACUUUGGCACGUCGAUGAACGCUAUCUCCUUCGGGUUCGCUGCGACGGCGAUAUUGAUUUCCAUGUUCCUCAUCAUGGCCAUUUUUGAGCACUUGAUUAAGCCCAGGGCUUCUUUCUUCAGGCCCCAGAAUGAUGCCUUAGAAUCUAUUGAGAUUGGGCAUACACGGACUCAGCCAAUUCAGAAGAUUCGGAAUUCGCCGACAGUGGAGUCUAAAUUUCCUCCAAACUUCUCAGUCCUGAUGCCGGGGCAGCGAUAUCCAACUUGCCUUGCGCAGCCCGCGCCUCUUCCGUGCCCGCGAGAAGGAGUACAUUGGCCUCCACAUGAUCACCACUCCUUUCACCCUCCAUAAUACCCUCCUCCAAGUACUCUUUGAUCAUGAUAGAGAUGAUCUAAUGGUAUCGAAACGCGGUGUUUUGUACUACUUUGUCAAAUAUGAAUACCACAGACCCUUGUCCCCUGAUUGAGAAAUUUGCUUGAUGAGUAGGAAGAGUUUCCCUUUUAUGGAGAUACCAAGAAGCCAACUGCAGCAGCUUUAUGUCAGAAAGUACCAGCAAUGUAAACAGGGGGAAUAGGUUAAGGUUUUCAGGAUUUUAUGUGCAUAAUAUGCAAAAGAAUAGUUUGGACUGAAAUGCACACUUGGUUUUCAUUGAGUUUCUAAUUGCCGCAAAUUCUAGCA
Molecule: messenger RNA, 1570 nt
Organism: Ananas comosus (pineapple)
Lineage: Eukaryota; Viridiplantae; Streptophyta; Magnoliopsida; Poales; Bromeliaceae
Exons: 3
Coding region: 806-1243 (145 amino acids)
Source: RefSeq, a predicted model, not a curated record